AGACUGAGCAGAGAUAUUUUAAUUUUUUGUAUAAAAAAAAUUAGAGACGAGAGCAAAAGAAGAUAUGGGUUUCUGUUUCUCACAGCCAAACGAACAACAAGGAAUGAUUCUCUCUUUGCCUCUUUCAUCUCACUCCAUCUUCUAAAAAUCAAACACCCACUCCUCUUCUUACAACCUCAACAUCAACACAUACUUACAACCUCAUUCACAUACAUACAACAACAUUAACAGCUGUCUGGGCCACCUCAAUGGGAACUCUUACAAGCUGCAGUCUGGGCACAUUAAAUUUGAACUUCUACACAAGACCAAAGGGCAUAAUUUCUAGUAAUUCUAUUACAAUCUUGGGAAGCAAAGCAAAAGCUUCCUCGUUGAAUCAUUGUUUUAUGUGCCGACAAAAUAGAUUGUUUCCCCAAAAGGGUUUUGUUGGUGAUACAUUUAAGACGUUUAAUUCUAGUAAUGAUGGUAAUAAUAGUGUUAGUGAUGAUGGUGAAGAUGGGAAGUUGAAUAAAGAUUCGAACUUGGCGACUGUGGAGUCGAGUAAAGUGGAGCAGGAGGAGAGGGACAAUGGGAUUAAAGAAGAUAAAGCAUCCGUGUCAUUUUCUUCAGGGCCACCAAAUUUUGUGGGGCCAUCCUACAAUAGUUUUCAAGUUGACUCUUUCAAAUUGAUGGAAUUGCUGGGACCAGAAAAGGUUGAUCCUGCUGAUGUGAAGCUUAUUAAGGAAAAGCUUUUUGGAUAUUCCACCUUCUGGGUGACCAAAGAAGAGCCAUUUGGAGACCUUGGCGAGGGUGUUCUUUUUCUUGGCAAUCUUAGAGGCAACAGGGAAGAAGUAUUUGCAAAACUCCAGAGUCAGCUUGCAGAAAUUAUGGGCGACAAGUAUAACUUAUUUAUGGUGGAGGAACCUAAUUCAGAAGGUCCAGAUCCACGCGGUGGGCCACGAAUUAGCUUUGGUAUGUUGCGAAAAGAUGUUUCCGAACCAGGGCCAACAACACUAUGGCAGUAUGUCAUUGCGCUCCUAUUGUUCCUACUCACGAUAGGUUCCUCUGUGGAGCUUGGAAUUGCAUCUCAAAUUAAUCGGCUUCCACCGGAGAUAGUUAAGUACUUCACAGAUCCCGAUGCCAUUGAACCACCAGAUAUGCAGCUUUUAUUCCCUUUUGUAGAGUCUGCUCUACCCCUGGCAUAUGGAGUGUUGGGGAUUCAGAUAUUUCACGAAGUAGGACAUUUUCUUGCAGCAUUCCCAAAAAAUGUGAAAUUGAGUAUCCCUUUCUUUAUCCCUAAUAUUACUCUCGGAAGCUUUGGAGCAAUAACUCAGUUCAAAUCUAUUCUUCCUGAUCGAAAGACACAAGUCGACAUUUCAUUAGCAGGGCCAUUUGCGGGUGCGGUUCUCUCAUUUUCAAUGUUUGCUGUUGGACUGCUGCUUUCAUCAAAUCCAGAUGCAGCACGAGAUAUGGUUCAAGUUCCCAGCAUGCUUUUCCAAGGGUCUUUGCUACUUGGUCUCAUUAGCAGAGCUAGUCUUGGUUAUGCAACAAUGCAUGCGGCUACAGUUCCAAUCCAUCCUCUCGUUAUUGCAGGCUGGUGUGGUUUAACUACAUCAGCUCUUAAUAUGCUUCCUAUUGGGUGCCUUGACGGUGGAAGGGCUGUGCAGGGAGCUUUUGGCAAAAAUUCUCUGGUUGGAUUUGGUUUAGCCACUUAUUGUUUGCUUGGAUUGGGAGUGCUUGGUGGGCCAUUAUCACUUCCUUGGGGUUUGUACGUGCUUAUCUGUCAGAGGACACCAGAGAAACCAUGUCUGAAUGAUGUUUCAGAGGUCGGGACUUGGAGGCAAACGGUGCUUGCAAUCUUCAUUUUCCUUGUUGCAUUGACACUUCUUCCUGUAUGGGAUGAGCUUGCGGAGGAGCUGGGUAUAGGUUUGGUAACAACAUUUUGAUAGUCGAUACUAUAUAGUAAAGCCAGUUAUAGGUUUUAGUUGAAGAUAAAAUUAGUUAAAUUGGGAUGGUUCAAGUUUGUAACAUUCCCACUCUGUAUAUGAUGAUACAGCUAUGCCUUCUUAACACUAUUCAGCUGGCUGAUUUUUUCACUUGAAUACACACAAGAAAUUGGGAGUUCGACAA
Molecule: messenger RNA, 2106 nt
Organism: Daucus carota subsp. sativus
Lineage: Eukaryota; Viridiplantae; Streptophyta; Magnoliopsida; Apiales; Apiaceae
Product: probable zinc metalloprotease EGY1, chloroplastic
Exons: 10
Coding region: 249-1922 (557 amino acids)
Biological process (GO): proteolysis
Source: RefSeq, a predicted model, not a curated record